Molecule: messenger RNA, 962 nt
Organism: Peromyscus eremicus (cactus mouse)
Lineage: Eukaryota; Metazoa; Chordata; Mammalia; Rodentia; Cricetidae
Product: splicing factor U2AF 35 kDa subunit-like
Exons: 2
Coding region: 65-775 (236 amino acids)
Biological process (GO): mRNA splicing, via spliceosome
Cellular component (GO): U2AF complex; spliceosomal complex
Molecular function (GO): metal ion binding; pre-mRNA 3'-splice site binding
Source: RefSeq, a predicted model, not a curated record
UGGCUUCAGAGGAUAUCAGAGUAGUUGGCGCUCCGGGUGCUGUGUUGUAGGUGUCUGCUGGAAAAUGGCUGAAUACUUGGCUUCCAUCUUUGGCACCGAGAAAGACAAAGUCAACUGUUCAUUUUAUUUCAAAACUGGAGCAUGUCGUCAUGGAGAUAAAUGUUCGCGGUUGCACAAUAAACCAACCUUCAGCCAGACCAUUGCCCUCUUGAAUAUUUACCAUAACCCUCAAAACUCUGCCCAGUCUACUGGUGGUUUGUGCUGUGCUAUGAGUGACUGGGAGGUGCAGGAGCACUAUGAUGAGUUCUUUGAGGAAGUCUUCACUGAGAUGGAAGAAAAGUAUGGACAGGUUGAAGAGAUGAACGUCUGUGACAACCUAGGAGACCACCUGGUGGGGAAUGUGUAUGUCAAGUUUCGUUAUGAGGAGGAUGCAGAGAAAGCUGUGAUGGACUUGAAUAACCGCUGGUUUAAUGGGCAGCCAAUCCGUUCAGAGCUGUCCCCAGUUACUGACUUCAGGGAAGCCUGCUGCCACCAGUAUGAGAUGGGCGAGUGCACAAGAAUGGGCUUCUGCAACUUCAUGCAUCUGAAGCCAAUCUCAAGAGAGCUCAAAAGGAAGCUGUCUCAGCGCCAGUGCAAGAGGCAUAGAUCCAGGUCCCGAUCCCGGGAAAGGCAUUCUCCAUCCAGAGACAUAAGGCAUGGUGGCAGCAGAGGAGAUGGAGGACGAGAGCAUUACAGGAGGCAGUCUAGAUACCUCAAGAGAUACGGGAGAUUCUGAGCCCAGCUGUUUAUAGCUGUGUCUGCUAGACAGUGUUGUAGUUGGUUGACAAGCCAGUUCAUAUUGGGAGUUUUUUGUUUUUGUUUUUUAAAAACAACCAAAAAAGAUGAGUUUUUGAAUAAAAUUUGUAGUGAUAAAAUAAGAAAAGAUAGCUUAUUAAAUAUAGGGUUCAGGGUCUUCCUGUGAA